CGACUGACAAAGUGGCAAGCACAAUCGCCGAUGGACCAAAAAGGGAGCUGGCUUCCAUCCACCUUUCAAUGGUAUUUCCUGCUGGUUCUGAUGAUAACCACCGCCACCUUAGGCAUCGCUAUAACACUCCUGAUUUGGUACUCCCAACAUCAUUACGGCAUUGGUACAGAUAAUGGAUCCUCUGCGAUUCUCUUUGGAUGGCGCUUCACACCAACCCUGCUAGCGGUGUUAUACACUCAAAUGACAGUUAUUCUGUUUGAAGACGCGAAGAGAACGGAGCCAUUCGCAAGAUUAGCCCAGGCACCUUCGGAAGGUGUCAGUGCCUACGGUACAGUGCUUCAGACGCCGAGAGCAUGGUGGGCUAUUUUUCUGGAUAUCAUAUUCAGACGAAAGUCGGUUGGUAAAACCAGCUGGUGUCUUGUCUGCACCGCUUUCAUCAACGUUAUGGCUCUCCUCGCUAUAUCUCCGUUGUCCUCCGCACUUCUUACAUCUGAGCAAGUUGUAAUCACUAAGGCGCUUGACCUUAGCAAGACCGUCCCUAGGGCUGACUCCCAACUACCAAUCGUCGCAAACAGGGAAACCUACUUCAGAACAAUGUCUUCAUUGAUGAGAAACCUAUCUACUUCCGUAUGGAUCGAGGACACUUCUAUCACCCUUCCGUUUUGGCCAUCAACGGAUACAGUGCAACUCGGUCCGAAUUUGGUAUCUCAAUUCAGCUCCUGGACAGCAGAGACGACGAUACUCCAUGCGGACCUAGAAUGCCAGAAUAUGGCACUAGAGAGUGCCAAUCUUGAGCCAAAGGGAUACAAAGCCUACGAUGUCAUGGGUCACGGACCGUACAAGGGCACGGAACCUAUGGUAACUUAUGUCCUAUCCUCGGACGAUGGCUGCAGAUACGAAAUGAGCCUUCAUCCUGCAGCCGACCUAGCCCUGAAUGGAGGGCUAAAGUGGUCAAACACUUCUACGCUUUACGUAGAUGCGGAUGGAGUACUGCCUAUUGGUAAAAUGCCCUUCCCUGCCAACGUCUCUUCAACUAGUCCAUAUGCACGCCACAACGCUACCAGACAAUGCGCAGACCGCGACAUCAUCAUCCUGAGCACUCCGUGGACAAAGGUUUUCGAAAUAGAGAUGAGUGGGGCCGCAGGAAGUGGACUCGAGCUCAAUCUGACCUACGAACGUUCGCCUGACUUCCGCAUGAAAGCAUUGCUUUGCCAAUCUCAAUACUCUUUGGAGGACCGUAACAUUACAGCUUCGAUAGGAAAUGGGAAAGAGUCGAAUAUCACAUCCAUACGAUCUGACAACAUCCACCGCGAGCCAGUUACGAAGGCACUGAUCGAUAUUCCUAUGUUCGAAUCCAUGACACUACGAGACACUUGGAAAGAUUACUUCAACGCCGCAGGCGUAGCGACAGACGCGGAAAGUGCUUUUGAUGGAUAUGAGGGUCCUUACUCGAAUGAGAACCUUACAACUCCCCAGCCAUCAUUCUUUGGACUUGGUCCGCUGCUUGGCGCCCUUUAUACGUUCAACGUUACCCGAAUGUUAGAUGACGAAGCAUUCAUAGCUGAAGCGGCAAGAGUUAAAGGGCGAUUCUUCACGGAGUGUCUUCGUGAGGCUCUCAGCGAUACGGGUGCAACUGCUAUCAGUAUUGUCAAAGGAGAGGCAACUACGACUGAAGAUAGAAUUAUUGUACUCCGAGAGAUUGGGAUCGCCUUGGCCGUCCUGUUUUUGGUGUCCUUUCUGCUGUUUGUCACAGUGUUAUGGGUCUCGCGAUUGUCAUUUCGACCACUCGACCUCAACAUGGACCCUAGUAGCUCUAUCGGACAUGCUAUGUUACUUCGGUCCCAACCACUGCGGUCGUCAACGUUUCGGGAUGGUCAUCGUGCACCAAGCUAUGAGUUUCAUCGAACUCUGAGAAACUACACUUUCUACACGCAGAACAGUCGUUUACAUACGGCAGAUAGUGGUGAUUGUGUAGCUACACCUUCCACAAACUCUGAAUCUUCCAGCUUCCGGCAGCCGUUAGUGAUCCGCUUGCGCACGCUGCUCUCCCUUUCCUGUUUUCUUAUCCUUAUCCUUGUGGCUGUCCUAGUACUGAACGCAUUCUCUGCCAGGUCUCGACUAUCCCAGCUUGCUUUCAUCUACCAAGCCGAUGUGUCGAGAUUGGGCUUGAGCUUUUCUACGUUCGCCCCUAUAUCUAUUGCACCCACAGUUGUCAGUAUAGUAAUCGGCCUAUGGUGGGAUCAGUUAGAUUCGACCUUCAGAACCCUUCAGCCAUAUAUCGCGAUGUCACGAGAACCGACACCAAUUUCCAGUGGAGCAGGUCUGACGUAUCGAUCCAAAACCUGGGCUGGAGCGGCUAUCAAGGCCGCUCGCAACAAGCACUGGAUGUUGUUCUUAGUCGCUGUUGGGAGCGUUCUCUGCCAGAUUCUCACUGUUUCGAUGUCAGCGCUCUUCGAGCGACAAGCCGCCAACAUAUCUGAUCACUCGAUUCUUGAAAGGACAUUAGAGCUUCGACAGAUCCCGAUCAUCAAUACAGUGAGGACCUCACCAGGGCGACUUCAAGCUGUUCGACUAGAACUACCUCCAUUCAAAGUGCUCGAUAGUCUCCUGCUUGACCCACCUAGAAGUUGGUUACCAGGUGCUGCUAUUCAGCUAUCACUCGAUGGUACCAAACCUUCUUGGACUCAUGAUGGCUGGAGCUUCGUGCCUCUCAAUCUUGCUAGCAUUCUGCAGCCAAAUGACACGAUUAGCAUACAAUCCCCCAACAACGUAACGCUUACAACAUCCGCUAUUCGAGCUCGGCUAGAAUGCGAAGAAGUGCCCGAAGUUGCCAACACUUCAACCUGGCUCAUUCGUUCCAACGACACCAAAUCCCUUGAUGAAUCAUACGAUUUGGAAGGCUUGAAAGAUUAUUAUUCUUUCAAUCGUACGCUUUUCUAUGACAGUCCGUCAAACACGUCAGCAUUUGCCACCGACGCCACGCUAGCAUGUUGUUCUAACGAAACGAACGGCGAUUCAAAAACAGCAGUAAUAGGGUACUGGUCGCCAGUCGAUGUUGAGAAUUUCUCCAACGCAAACAGUCAGUGGCCAAUCCCAUUUGUUACGAAAUGGAUUGUUGGUAGGCCUCUCACAGUUACUGGGCCAGACCAGGAGGACGGACAACCGUUACUGUUCAAAGACGCACCAGAUCUACAGGCCGCUCGCUGCGUGCCAAUCGUCGAAACGGCAGAUGCCAAAGUGGUUGUGGACCAAGGGGCCGGCACAGUUCAUUCAUACGAGGUCAUAGGGUCUAUUGACCCCGCACAAUCAGCGUGGUCGGAAGUGUUUGUCCGACAUGCUCUGACCUACGGGAAUUCAACGCAGCAUUAUGAUGAGGAAUACGAUGGGCCGUUGAACAUAACCACAAGUUAUGGAGUUCUAUUUAUGGGCUCUAUGUUCAGAGCUGCAGACCCUACUCUCGGCCUAAGAAGAUUCGCCGGCGAUCCCACGGAGCCUCUUUACGACAACUCAUUUGUCAUGCGCGAUCGCGAGAUAGGUAUGAACAUGGAUCUGAUGACAUACAGCAUGUACAGUCUCGCCAAGAAAGAUCCACAGGCCUUGCUCGACUAUGCUAUGCUCGUUGCUCACGCAAAUCAAACAUUCCAAACGUUUUUUCAGCACUUCAUCAGCCAUGGUCUCUCUCUAGACCAAGGUGGUCUUGGCUACCAAAGGAUUGGUGACAACAGUACAGAUAUAUUGGGAGCACCAGUGACACGGGACGGCAGAGCUCUGCCGCAGCGCGAGUACGUGAAACGCAACACCAAUCGUACGGUCGAAGUCUUGGUAUCCCGUCGAAUUCAAGUCCUUCACCUGAAUUCAAUCGCCACGUAUCUGUCAAUCGCAAUCAUUAUCUGGCUUGUAGGCACUACAGCCGUGGUCAGCUGCCUACAACGAAAAUAUACCAGUCCUAUGAUUCGCGAUGUUCAACUCAUCGCUGACGUACUGGUGCUCGUCGCGGGUAGCGAUCAGCUUAUGCGAUUGGUAGAAGAACGAGGGGUAGGACUAAAGAAAUCCAAGGACGUCAAAGUUAUGUUGGGAUGGUUCAAAGGCAGAGAUGGGGAGGGGCGUUGGGGCAUUGAGGUGGUUGGAGGCAGUGAAGCAGUGGAGUGGGUGGACGCUCCAAAGACGGGCUGGCAUGCGCAAAGUUGCUCGAAACGACGUUGGUUCCCACACAAGGAGGCUGAGUCAUAGAAUGACGCAAUGGAUGUCGACUCACGGGCCGCGGAGGUUGGGUCUGAACGCCCAGAUCUCAAGAAAUCUUGGUGA
Messenger RNA from Alternaria burnsii, 4305 nucleotides. RefSeq lists its product as uncharacterized. Lineage: Eukaryota; Fungi; Ascomycota; Dothideomycetes; Pleosporales; Pleosporaceae. The annotation marks the transcript as partial. The record is from RefSeq and is a predicted model, not a curated record. The transcript is spliced from 4 exons.